AUGACAUGGCGAUACGGUGCUUUACGAAAGUUGCAUAGCUGGGGACUCAGGGGAAAUUUGCCUCUCUUCCUUGCCGACUAUUUGAGAGAGAGAACAAUGAAGGUGAAAUGUGGAAACGCCCUCUCGACGUCUAAGGUCCUUGAAAAUGGUAUUCCCCAAGGUUCGCCGCUAAGCGUCACCCUAUUUGCGAUUGCCAUAAACGACAUUGCAUCGGGUAUAGACCCUGCCGUGCACAAAUGCCUCUACGUUGAUGAUUUGGCCAUUUUCUGUGCGGAUAAAACUGUUGGAAGAAUAACCAGGCGUCUUCAACCGGCUCUAAACCAAAUAAUCAGUAACGCCGAAAACUCUGGCUUUAAGUUUUCCCGCGAAAAAACAAAAUGUGUCCAUUUCUGUAGGCUAAGAAGACCUCACUAUGAUCCCGUAGUUUUCUUUAAGGAUCGACCCAUACCUGUCUCAAGAUCUGUUCGUUUCCUGGGUCUCAUCUUUGAUGAUCAACUAAGAUGGAGAGAACAUAUAGAGGGCGUAGUAGAUAAAUGUAGAUUGGUCCUUAACAUAUUUAAGGUGCUUGCGGGUACCAAAUGGGGGGCUGAUCCAGACACCUUACUACAAAUGCACCACUCCCUGUUACUAUCCAAGAUGGAAUAUGGCUGUGUAGCCUACUCUUCAGCGCGUAAGUCAACCUUAGCUAGACUGGACCAUCUCCACCAUGCGGGAAUAAGAUACUCUAUUGGAGCUUUUCGCACCAGUCCCAUACAUAUAAUGCUUUCCGAGGCAGGUUUCCUCCCACUGUCUCACAGACGCGAUAAAAUCCUAAGUGGAUAUGUAGCGGGAAUCCGGGCGCAACCGGAUCAUCCCAACUAUAAACUUUUGUUUUCCGGAAUACGCGGUUUUCUGGAGAGGCCCACAAUUACUAGACCUGCCGGUGUUCGAGCCCACGAACUAUUCGCUGCGAUGGGAGUUAAUAUGCCGUCCGUGUUACCAUUUGGACAAGGCGAAGUUCCGCCUUGGAUGAUCCCGAAAAUGAAAAUCUUCUUAAAACUGGCGGAAUACGUUAAAGAAGAUACCCCAGUAACAAUAUACAGAAGCAACUUUCUUGCCUUUCUGGAGGAGCAUCGGGACUCAACCAUCAUCUACACUGAUGGAUCACGCACAGAAUCAGGAGUAGGAUGCGCUGUAUACGUGGAAUACAGGUCGCACGAGUGGACACUUCCGCCUAUGACAACUGUAUACGGAGCAGAACUGUAUGCAUUGUGGCAGGCUCUGCUGUAUUGUCUAAUAAAUAGAGGGCACGUGUUUCUGAUUGUUUGCGAUAGCCUCAGUGUUAUGGCCGGGAUACGGGACAUUUUUUCCCGUGAUCCUCUUAUUCAGAGAAUACAAGCAAUGUACACAAAUGUUACGAAGUCCGGUAAGUUAGUGGAAUUUGCGUGGAUACCCAGUCAUGUAGGAAUACACGGAAAUGAACUGGUUGAUGCGGCAGCAAAACGUGCAACAAGAGGAACCCGAGUAGAUGUCCAGGACCUAAGACCCACGGAUCUUAAAGCAGCCCUGAGGCUGGCCAUGGGAAGGAAGGCGAAUUAA
Messenger RNA from Photinus pyralis (common eastern firefly), 1578 nucleotides. RefSeq lists its product as uncharacterized. Gene Ontology annotation, molecular function: RNA-DNA hybrid ribonuclease activity; nucleic acid binding. The transcript has a single exon. Lineage: Eukaryota; Metazoa; Arthropoda; Insecta; Coleoptera; Lampyridae. The coding region runs from base 1 to 1578 and encodes 525 amino acids. The record is from RefSeq and is a predicted model, not a curated record.